AGCAGUUAACGAAGCGAAGCUUAUGACGCGCAAAGAGAGGAAUGAUGUUUUUUUUAUCCUGUAUAAACUGAUUUGUUUAAUCAGCAAACGUCAUCACUGUAUGAGUUAGCUUCUGCAGUACUAACUCUGGUGGGAAAAGAGCUCUGCUCAUCAUCUGGUCCUCCACGGCAAGAAAGGAAACAUGAAAAACGGUAAGAUGGCAAAAUAAAUACACAUUUUUUUAAUUUAUAUGAAUGCUAUGAUUUUCAUUGACUGAAAGUUUUUUCCCCUCAGCUUUGUUUGCUGUUGUUCCCCUGGUGUACCUGGAGCUUUCCAUGAGGGUUGUCACUGCCCCGAUCUGUGCCUACGGACCGGCCGGAUGCCGGGUUCCUUCCCUGGCAGACCUCUUUGACAGGGUCAUACAACAGUCUUCAAGAAUGCACGGCAUCUCCAGUGAUCUGCUCUCUGAAUUUGAGCAAUAUUUCUUUCCCAGGAAGAACCUCGUAGAAAAACGGAGGUGCCACACAUAUGGCAUACUGACUCCAGGCGAUAAGGAGAAAGCACAAAGGCUAGGGCGAGAACAGCUGACUGAGGUGAUCCUGAGGCUGCUGGGGGCCUGGGGUGACCCCCUGUCUCAACUCUACCGGAGCAUGUCUCAGGAUCAGAAUCAAGACUUCAACCACUACAGCUCCAACAAGGCGCUGGAGAUCAGUGAUAUGGUGCACGAGCUGAGGGAGGGGGUGGCAAUAAUGGCUGAGAAGAUGAAGCUAUUGGGAGUGCUUGGUAACACCGUGGGUCACAUCUCUCCUGAGAGUUUGGUCCCCUCUUCUGCCUUUUCCUUCUACAAACAUGGAGAACUCAACUCAGUGGACCACCAUGACCUACUCUACUGCUUCCGCAGAGACUCCAACAAAGUCCAAAAUUACCUCCGUAUCCUGAAAUGCACCACCCUCCCUGGACCGGACUGUUAAUAAUAAUAGUGAUAGCAAAUUGAUUUACACAUCAUGUGCUGUAAUGUGUGCAUUUGACUGUAGAGGAUUGUGCGUGCCUCUUGCAGUAUUAUUGUUAUAUGUAAUUAAACAAUUUUGUUUUUUGAGCAUGAAAAGGUCAAAAAAUAAAAAUGAA
Sebastes umbrosus (honeycomb rockfish) is the source of this 1104-nucleotide messenger RNA. RefSeq names its product prolactin-like. The record is from RefSeq and is a predicted model, not a curated record. Gene Ontology annotation, cellular component: extracellular region. Gene Ontology annotation, molecular function: hormone activity. NCBI's taxonomy places the organism in Eukaryota, Metazoa, Chordata, Actinopteri, Perciformes, Sebastidae. Bases 315 to 950 code for a protein of 211 amino acids. Gene Ontology annotation, biological process: positive regulation of receptor signaling pathway via JAK-STAT; response to nutrient levels. The transcript has 4 exons.